AUGUUAAAAGCGUUUACCCAAAAGAAAUUAUCGAACACAUUACCAUUUGUCUAUGACUACUUACUCUCGUUACCACCCGAUUAUAAUAACAAUAAUUCUGUUCGAUGGCCACUCAUUCUUUUCUUACAUGGUGCCGGUGAAAUAGGAUCGCCUAUUGAUAAAGUAAAAACACAUGGCAUACCAAAAUUAGUUCAAUCAUAUUCCACUGGUUUAUUUGACGAUGUUAAUCAAGAAUGUGCACGUUUUGUAACGGAAAAAUUUAUUACCUGUUCACCACAAGUAAGACGAAGUUAUGGUUGGAAUGUUCAAGUGUUAAAAUCACUUUUAGAUGAAUUAGAGCAGGAUUACAGAGUGGACAUAAAUAGAAUCUACGUCACUGGAAUUUCUAUGGGUGGCUAUGGUGCUUGGUCAUUAGCAAUGUCAUCACCGCAUCGUUUUGCUGCUAUUCUACCAGUUUGUGGUGGUGGUGAUUGUUCACUUGUAAAAUGUUUGUCACAUUUACCUAUAUGGGUAUUUCAUGGUAAAUUAGACGAUGUGGUACCUGUGGAAGAAAGUGAACAACUUGUGAAAAGAUUAGAACGAGAAGAACAAGGAAAAUGUCAAUUAACUAUUUAUCCGACACUGAAACAUGAUUCGUGGACAGACACUUAUAAUAAUUUAGAAAUUUAUUGUUGGUUAUUGAAACAAACGAAAGAAACACAGAAGUGA
Molecule: messenger RNA, 708 nt
Organism: Didymodactylos carnosus
Lineage: Eukaryota; Metazoa; Rotifera; Eurotatoria; Philodinida; Philodinidae
Source: the annotation of a GenBank genome assembly